Molecule: messenger RNA, 5210 nt
Organism: Bicyclus anynana (squinting bush brown)
Lineage: Eukaryota; Metazoa; Arthropoda; Insecta; Lepidoptera; Nymphalidae
Product: zinc finger protein 25
Exons: 5
Coding region: 215-2014 (599 amino acids)
Cellular component (GO): nucleus
Molecular function (GO): zinc ion binding
Source: RefSeq, a predicted model, not a curated record
GAUUUGGAUUAAUGUUGGGAUGGGAAUGGUCGGAAAUUUGGGAUCGAAAUAUCUUAAAUUUCAUGUAAUUUUUAAUGUACAUAGUUACAUAGUUACAGUCUCCUGUUACAAUCUUACAGACGUAAGGAUGAAUGCGUAUAUUUAUUUACUUAAUAAUCAUUGCUAACGGGGAUAAAAUACACUACACAGUGGAAGUAUUUUGUGUACCACGAACAUGGCUUUAAUUAAAAAUAACGGGCCCAUAAUAGACCCAGCGCUGUGUAGAUGCUGCAGGGCAAUAAAAAAGUGCAGGCUAUUGACGGCCGAGUAUACUUGGAUGGAAAAGAAAGAAGUUUACGCUGACAUGAUUAUGGAUUGUUUCGGGAUACUACUAUCGCACGUGGACGACGAGGCCAAGGACAGCGGCGUGUGCGCCACGUGCGUGGUGCGGCUCCGGGACGCGUGCGCGCUGCGUCUGCAGGUGCUGCAGUGCGAGGAGCUGUUCCUCAGCGCCAAGCUGGAGGACAAGGACGAAAACAAGAAGAUUGCCGACAUAGAGCUAAAAACUGAGCCAAAAGAUGACGUCAGUGACAACAACUCCAUUGGCCAUGAUGAAGUCAACGAUGUGGUGCCCAUACACUUUGCUGCUACUCCGCCUAAAGAUGUCAAACCGAAAGAAGAAGAGAAGACACAAAUAGAGAAAGAGAAGGAGAUCCCAAAAGACAUGGACGUAGACCACGACGACAUAGACGAUGCAGAUUACCACGACAACGGCAUCAACGACUACUCUUCAUCAGACUCUGACAAACCCAUCAAGAGGAAGGUCAAAACGAAGAAGACUAAGAGCAAAAGCAGCGGGACAAAGAAGAAGGUGGGGAAGAAGAAAGGCACAAAGGUCAAAAAGAAGAGUAAAAAAGAAGAGUCAUCAAUGGACGAGGAAUUGAAAAUAAAGAAAGCGCCAAUAGAAAAGAAAAAUACUUAUGACCGUGAUCUAGACUGCAUGUCUGAAGAGAACCUCCUCACAAUCAUACAAUACUCAUACGUUUGUCCAUUCAAGAACAGAAGGAACAACUAUUACUGCUUCUACUGCAAAGACUAUUACCCCAAACCCGAAGAUCUAAGAGAACACACAAUAUCCCACGACACGAAACCCUUCCAACUGCUGAUGGGUUACAAAAAGAUGCCAAAACUCGACAUAACGAGGAUAGACUGUCGGUUGUGUCAAGUAAAAAUCAACGACUUGGAACUAUUCAAACACCACAUCGACCAAGUGCACAACAAGAAGAUAUAUUUCGAAGCACCGGACAAGAUGUUGCUGUACAGACUGACGUGGAACGAUUUAGUGUGUGUCAUGUGCAACGGUGUGUACGAAGACUUCAAUACGUUGAACACACACAUGGUGGAGCAUUUCAGCAAUUACACAUGCGACGUAUGUGGACUGUGUUUCCUCGAGAAGCCCCGGUUGGAUGCUCAUUUGAAACGGCAUAAGGACGACGAACGGCAUACGUGUGAAGUGUGCGGCAAAGUGUUCAAAUCAAACCAUUACAAGGACAUGCAUGUCGAUAUAGUGCAUAAAAAGAAAGCAAUAAUCCGUUGUCCCCGCUGUGAUGAGUGUUUCAUGUCUUAUGCGUUGAAAAAUAAACAUUUGACCGAAGCGCACGGUCAAAAACGUACCUAUCCGUGUAAUUUGUGUGACAAAGUGUACAACAGACAGAAGACGUUAACGGAGCACCAACGUAGGAACCACCAGAAGGUACUGAAGCACCAGUGUGAGUAUUGCGAUCAGAGAUUCUAUUUACCGUCCCGUUUGAAGGAACACAUAGCAACACACACUGGAGAAAGGAACUUUAGGUGCGAACACUGCGACAAGAGUUACCCCCGACUCAAGUCGUUGCAAUAUCACAUUAGAACACACACAAAUGACAGACGGUACAGAUGUCACAUAUGCGGUCAAGCGUUCAUACAGAAUGCCAGUUUGAAAUCUCAUAUAAAAAGCCAUCACCCGGAAUGUGAUAUUGAUGGGUGUUAUUUCUAAUUUGUAAUUCCAUUUGUGGUACGAAAGUUGACAACAUUAUGCAGCUGUGAUACAUAGUCUUAGUCUUAACGCCGUGACAUUUGGCAUGCUAGUUAAAUUUCAAAAGAGAUUAAACAAUAUUUGGAUAGAAGCAGGCGUUACUUUGCGGAAGUUCAUCAUGAUUAUAUAAUGAUUUAUUUAUUUUGCUAUCAUCCGCGAAAAGUCGACGAACCCAUGCGACAACGUCACCCAGGUCCGGCAAAAUACUCUCUACGUACGUUUCACCCCGAAACCGGAGCAUCCUCAGGAGAUGUUGACUCUACAACGUGCAAUUGCAAAGACUUUCGCAUGGGUUCGUCGACUUUUCGCGGAUGAUAGCAAAAUAAAUAAAUCAUUAUAUAAACAAUAUUUGUUUACGACUUAACUUUGUGUAAAUAUAUAAAUAAGAUUUUACAAAAUAGAUAGUUGCAAUAUCACAUCAAAACACAUAAUAGAUAGAUAAUAUUCACAGUGACACAUUGCACAUAGGAUGCCUAGUUAAAUUUUGGCCAAACAUAUUUUUCAUACAAAAUCUAGGAAACCACAAACUAGAUUAAAAGCAACUUAACACUGUUACUACUGUAAUGAGCUUUUAUUUGACAUAUUUAUUUGACUAAAUAACUGAUGAACAUUACUUAACUGUAUAUAUCUGGCAACCCCACAGUUGCAGUUUGAAAAGCAGGCAACCUUUACGUUUUCAAUUCUGUUGACUAUGAUUUAACUAAGCGUAGGUUAAAUAAAUGUAAUUUGAAAAAAUGUCAUUUAAUUCUAUCUGGUUGCACUUUUACUAGGCAACCUAUUUACAAUUUGUCAACGUGAAUAUUGUCUAAAAUUUAUUUGUUAUCUUAAAUAAAUAACAGAUGUGGCUAUAUAUUUCUUACGCCAGAUCUUAGGCAAUCAUUACAAUUACUCACUUACUUACUUACUUUUUGUAAACUUACAAAUGUCUACAAAUGACAGGCUUUAAAGUUAAUGUUCCAACUUUCGUGACAUAAGCUAUAUUACAAUUUUCAUUAUUAGUUUAAUUUAUACAAUGUUUUGUUAGCAAUUUUAAAUAUUGGUCCUACUAAGUCAUGAUACUACGUCAUGAUACGUCAAUGUACCGGCGUAUCAUGACGUAGUAUCAUGACAUUAUCUCAAUUUAUUAUUUACAAUUGCUAAGGUCUGUCGUAGUAUAAUGACUUAGUAGGGCCAAAAUUUAAAAUUUCUAACAGUUUAGUUAUGUAGGCAUUUAAUGACUCGAGGUCGUAAUAAAAAUUGCAUUUAUAUGAAGAAAAUGACAUGUUUGAAAAAUCAAUGAAAUUAUUUAUUUAGUAUGCUUAUUUUAAUUUUUACAUCAUUUACAAACACUGAUAAUAUUCGAUUUGUUAAUAAUAAUUAUACACAUAAUAUCAUUUGUGCUAAUUGUUAAAAAAUUGUGUUCAAUCAGAUAGACUUAAGAUGCGAGCUAACCAUCGACCUCCUAUUAAAGAGUGGAGGCACAAUCAGCAAUGUAACUUCUUGGCACUCGAUUCAAGUAGACGAAUUUGCAAACUCAACCUUAAACUAAAUGCUUAAGGUUGAAUAUAUCUAAAGGCCUUUAGGUAUUUCUUUACAAGUACACAAAUUUUCUUUACAAAUAAUUCUAAAACUGUCAAAGAAAAAUUAGCUAGCUCUUAUGUGAAAUUUUCUACAUGAUUGUGCAUCCUUUUAUUUUAAAGGAGUGAUAUAACAUAAGCUAUCUCUUUUUUGGCAAUGAGAUAAAAGAGAGAUCGAUAUUUAUGUUGUCUUUAGUUGCAAAGGGAUGAAAAAGAGAGCGAUAUUUAUGCUAUCUCUUCCUUAUAACAUUAGACUAUUGGUCUGAGAUCCAGCAUCACAAAUAUAUACCCUCAUCUGUUAUUUAUUAGUGAUAAGAAAUAAAUGAUAGAUAAUGUUCACAGUGACGCAAUGCAAAUAGGUUGCCUAGUUAAAUUGCCGCCAAACACAUGUUUUCAUACAAAAUCUAAGAAACCAUUAACUAGAGAAAUCUUUGUUAUUAAAAUCUCAAGUAGAUAUGGAUAAUAUAAUUUAAUAAUCUAUACUAAUAUAAUAAAGCUGAAGAGUUUGUUUGUUUGUUUGUUUGUUUGAUUGAACGCGCUAAUCUCUGGAACUACUGGUCUGAUUUGCAAAAUUCUUUCAGUGUUAGAUAGCCUAUUUAUCGAGGAAGGCUAUAGGCUAUAGGCUAUAUAUUAUCCCUGUAUUCCUACGGGAACGGGAACCACGCGGGUGAAACCGCGCGGCGUCAGCCAGUAGAAUAAUAAAAUUAUAUUUACAGAUUGUUCAUUGAUGUUAUUUCCGCAAUACUCUCAAAGUCUACAUGUGUAACAUCUGCUACUAAUCUCGAGGACGAGGCGCGAAUAUAAUUAUGAUAGAACUUCAUCAAAGACAACUUGAUAAAGUUAAAUUGAGCAUAAAAUAAGCUUUCAUUAAUUAUUAUCUGUUUAUAUCUGGCAACCCCACAGUUGCAGUGUGAAAGCAGACAACCUUGACAUUUUCAAUUCUGUUGACUGUAGGGUAUAUUCUUUGAACUAGUGUAUGAUAUUUGUUAAUUAAGCAAAAAGGGAAGUAGAUCAAAUAAAUGUAUUCAAAAAAUAUAUCAUUUAAUAAUCACCAGGUGCAAUUUCUCUAGGCAACCUAUUUGCAAUGUGCCAAUGUGAAUGUUUUCUAUCAUUUAUUUCUUAUCCGGAAUAAAUACCAGAGUGCCUGGUGGCAGUUUUCAUACUGUGACGGUCGCGUACCGUAAACGCGAAAUUCUAAGGAAUUGAAACAGCACCAUCUAGUGGCGCUACUGCACAACUGCACAAUUCGCGUUUACGUUUACGCGAACGUCACAGUAUGAAAACAUUGAAAACUCUUACUAGGCAUUCAGAUGACGGUAUAUAUUUGUUAUGCUGUAUCUCGUACCUUAUGUCUAUAACAAAUGUAUUGGCUUUAAGUAACUACUCAUCACAGUAUUGUAAAAAGAAUCAAUUAAAUGAACACAAUAGUCACUUUAGUUUAAUUUUAUAAACAAUUUAUAGUAUUAUUUUUUAUUUGCUAAGACUAAUCUACUAAGUUGAUGUAAAAUUUUACAAAUAAAAAACAUCACAAAUAUUCAAUAACAGUAUGAUCUAAGAUUAUUUUAAAUUAUUAAUUUUUUAAUAAAAUUAUACAUUGAGAA